Molecule: messenger RNA, 830 nt
Organism: Trichoderma asperellum CBS 433.97
Lineage: Eukaryota; Fungi; Ascomycota; Sordariomycetes; Hypocreales; Hypocreaceae
Source: RefSeq, a predicted model, not a curated record
ACUCUCACACAUACGGUCUGCCAAACUGUCUUUUGUCUCGUGUUUUUGUCUGAGCCAUAAUAUUACGUCGUAGCCAAUGUAGGGAGAGCCUCGUCGUUUGCAGCUCUUGUUUCAAUAGUUUUUUGCCUUUCCCCCCCCCAUUGAACGCCUUGCGUGGUAGUGGAGACCUGCGCUGCGAAAAUGUACCUGGCAGUACCUGCACAGACCCGGGGGCCAGGCCUCCUAGCGCCGCAGCCAAGUAUUGCAGCGUACCCAUCACCGACUCCCGAUUGGGCUGCGUCGAGCAUCACACAAACACAACCCUCGCGGCCAAAAUCAAAAUCCAAACCCGCACAAACAGUUGCAAAACCCUGUUCCCGCCGCCUGCUGUCCGCGCCUUACCGUCCAUCCUGCGUCCAUCGCCGGGGCAUCCACUCUCCACUAGCCACUGCGUCUGCCGGCCAACUAGCGACACGUCUCGUCCCCGCGGGGAGAUAGAGCGAUAAAAAAAAAAAAAAACUAGGCAAAAAUAUCGCCCUACUUACUGCUUGCGCCUCCAAUCUGCUCGCAGCAGCACCGCCUAUCCGCGUACCGUCACACGACCGCUCGUCCAUUCGGGAACAGCCUCUUACAGCUCUUCUCUGGUGAUUUUACAUUGCUGGAUAUGAGUAGCUAGACGCUCUGCCUGUCCUCGAAAGACACUCUCAACCGGCCGCUUCUUGCAGUGGCCUGACUGACCCUCCUCUGGUUCUUCCCUUGGCCUUCUAUGCGAUCAACUGAUCUCUUGCGAUUCCUCUUUUCGCGACCUUCCAAGUAUGUUGUGGCUCAUGCUUACUUGCUGGCUUCUCCAU